ACCGCGGAGCUCGCAUCGGACGCGGCCUGGGGCCCCGAGGUGCCGACGUGCGUGCGAGGGCCGGGCCGGGCUAGGCCGGGCGCGUGGGAGCCAGGAGGGGGUUAACGCUAACCCCUCCCCCCCGGCUGACAUCACGGGAGAGCGGGUGUGAGGCUGGAGCUCUGCGAGUGAGAGAAAGAGAGGGAGCAGUGAGCGCGGCUCGCCCCGGCGCCCAGGCAGCUUCACAUUGUUGCGGAUCGCCCGCACCCGGCAGAGCGGCGGCAGUGGGGACGCGCUGAGCAUCCGCCUCGCUCUCCUCGCCCCUCCGGGACCCACAGCCCCGAACCCCGCGGACAGCUGGCCGCUCCAGCCGCGCACCACCGCCUGGGCCCCGAGCCCUCUGCGCCGCCUGAGCUCGUCCCGCCACCCUCGGAGGACGGCCGGCCAUGGACGCCUGCAAGUUGGAGCCGAGCGGGAGGGUGUGAGCGCGCCCAGCGCCUGGAGCCUACGCCGCGCAGCCGGGCGCGCCGGGGGUGGGUCCCUCUCCCCAGCCCCACUCUGCGUGGAAGAAGAGGGCGGGGACCGGCGCGAGGAGGAGAGCGAAGGAGGCGAAGGGGGCAUGACUCGUGCAACUUGCGGCGGGCAUCUGCCGAGGCUCUGAGCCGGCUGCAGCCCGGGCCCGGACUGCGGCCGCGCGGAUCCCACCCAGCCCACCCCGCCCCGGCCGACGGCUGCGGCUGACCUGGAUCCUCCGAGCGCCCGCCGGCCGCCAGCGAUCCGCCCUAGUCUUCCGGGCUGGUUUCUGGAGCGCGGGGAGCGCCCUCCUCGCCGCCCCGGUCGCCGGACCCCCGGUCCCCGAUGGCUCGGAUGGGGCUUGCGAGCGCCGCCGGACGCUGGUGGGGACUGGCUCUCAGCUUGACCGCCUUCUUCCUCCCAGGUGCCCACACCCAGGUGGUGCAGGUGAAUGACUCCAUGUAUGGCUUUAUUGGAACCGAUGUGGUACUGCACUGUAGUUUUGCCAACCCACUGCCAAGUGUGAAGAUCACCCAAGUCACAUGGCAGAAAGCCACCAAUGGCUCCAAGCAGAAUGUGGCUAUCUAUAACCCAGCGAUGGGUGUCUCUGUGCUGGCUCCCUACCGUGAACGUGUGGAGUUCCUGCGGCCCUCCUUUAUUGAUGGCACCAUUCGCCUUUCCCACCUGGAGCUGGAAGAUGAGGGCGUGUACAUCUGCGAGUUUGCCACCUUUCCUACUGGCAACCGUGAGAGCCAGCUCAAUCUCACUGUAAUGGCCAAACCUACCAACUGGAUCGAAGGCACCCAGGCAGUGCUUCGAGCCAGGAAGGGGCAGGAUGAUAAGGUCCUGGUGGCCACCUGCACCUCAGCCAAUGGGAAGCCCCCCAGCGUAGUGUCCUGGGAAACACGACUAAAAGGUGAGGCAGAAUACCAGGAGAUCCGGAACCCCAAUGGCACGGUGACAGUCAUCAGCCGUUACCGUUUGGUGCCGAGCCGGGAGGCCCACCAGCAGUCCUUGGCCUGCAUCGUCAACUAUCACCUGGACCGCUUCAAGGAGAGCAUCACACUCAACGUGCAGUAUGAGCCUGAGGUGACCAUUGAGGGCUUUGAUGGCAACUGGUACCUGCAGCGGACAGAUGUGAAGCUUACAUGCAAAGCAGAUGCUAAUCCCCCAGCCACUGAGUACCACUGGACCACGUCGAAUGGCUCUCUCCCCAAGGGUGUAGAGGCCCAGAACAGAACCCUCUUCUUCAGGGGACCCAUCAACUACAGCCUGGCAGGAACCUACAUCUGUGAGGCCACCAACACCAUCGGCACCCGUUCGGGCCAGGUAGAAGUCAAUAUCACAGAAUUCCCCUACACCCCAUCUCCUGAACAUGGGCGGCGAGCAGGGCAGGUGCCCACAGCCAUCAUUGGGGGCGUGGCAGGGAGCGUCCUGCUGGUGCUGAUUGUGGUCGGAGGGAUCGUGGUAGCCCUGCGUCGGCGCCGGCACACCUUCAAGGGUGACUACAGUACCAAGAAGCAUGUGUACGGCAAUGGCUACAGCAAGGCAGGCAUUCCCCAGCAUCACCCACCUAUGGCACAGAACCUGCAGUACCCGGAUGACUCUGAUGAUGAGAAGAAGGCUGGCCCACUGGGCGGGAGCAGCUACGAGGAGGAAGAGGAGGAGGAGGGCGGUGGAGGGGGUGAGCGCAAAGUGGGCGGUCCCCACCCCAAAUAUGACGAGGAUGCCAAGCGGCCCUACUUCACUGUGGAUGAGGCUGAGGCCCGUCAGGACGGCUAUGGGGACCGGACUCUGGGCUACCAGUACGACCCUGAGCAGCUGGACUUAGCUGAGAACAUGGUUUCUCAGAAUGACGGGUCUUUCAUUUCUAAGAAGGAGUGGUAUGUGUAGCCCCCCUUCUGGAGCAUCUGUCUGUGCCCACUUCUCCCUGGCCCCUACCCGCACGCCCCCUGUCCACCCCCACUGCCCACUGCCCCAGGAGCUGGGCAAAGACUCACCCAGCUGCCACACUCAAACAGCCCCAAACUCCUGGGGAGCCAGGGGAGCCCAGGGCAGACCCCACUUGGCUUUGUUUUUUUAUUUCCUCCUUCCCCGAGCCCUUCCUUAUGGUGUUGUGUUCAACUGUGGCUUUGGUGUUGUUAUAUCUUUCCUUUAAGGACCACACCCACUGCCCUCUAUGUAGGGAGCCCUGUUCUUGUCUUGUGUACUUGGGCAUCCCUCCCGGGUUUGGGGAGCUAGUCCUCCCCCACACCCCAACACUGGAAUUUGUUUGUAUUCUCUUCUUUGGGGGUGGAGGGCACAGGGGACUCCAAGAUAAAGAGCACCCCACCCCACCCCCAGACGCUGCUCCUCUUCCCAGAGAGAAGCCCCUCACCAUAAACUGGUACACUCAAGAGGUAGAGGAAUGAGGGCUUCUCCAGAGGAUCCAGGAGGGUCUUGUUUGUAAAGUGAUGGAGCUGGGGUUCCUACUGGGGCCUGGGCAGCGUGUUUUCCUGGUGAGGGUGGUUUUAUGUUGUUGUUUUCCCCCCUCUGGCCUACAAAGUGGAGUUGGCCCAACUCUAAUAUAUCCCUCUCCUUUACCCUAAUCCAUUCUCCACACAAUGGGUGACCCCAGGUGGACUCUGCCCACACCUCCUGUAUGCCUCUGCCUGCCAACACGUGCACAUACAUCCAUGCACACACCACUGGGUCUAUGCCCAUCUCUCCCAGGGCUCUCAUGCCCCAACUAGGCUGGACACUGCCCAAGGCCCACCCCUCUGCUCCACCUCAUCCCUCUUCCCAGCUAAGGAUGGAGCAGCCUAGAGAAGCAUCUAGAGACGGCUAACAUGAACCUCCCAGCUGCUGCCAUGCUAAGAUCAGGAUGGCCCCAACCUCUCCUUUCAGUGUGAACGUUUCUCAGAUUUCUCCUUAUCUAUCAAGUGCUAGCAAUGCUUGACUCUCUUGGAAGGUCAGGGCUGGGAUCCCAGAAGGGAAUUCAAGGCAAAGAAGUAUUUGUGUGGAGAAGGCAGCUGCGUGGGAGAAGCUCUGCAAACACCGUCUGGUAGACUGAAGAGGACAGCUAACACCUCACAUGCGAAGGCCAACAUAGAUGUCACAGGCUUCGCAGAAGGGACAGGGACAGGGGCACCCAGGAACCUGCUGCUCAUCCACAGUCUGAUCCCUGCUCAGUUUCUCCUGGUGCCAUGCUGAGAUGAGGGGGAACCAUGGAGGGGCCCUUCUUUGCAUGCAGACUCCCUCUUUGAAUGGGACUCUGGCUCCUUCAGCCAUCCAGGGCUGGACAUUCCCAUGUAUGUAUGGAGGAAGGACACUCCCAGCCCUCUGUCCCCUGCUCAAAGUGCCUCAGUUCCUCCAUCUGCCCCCCCCAGGUUCCCCCCACUCUAGACGGCCAUGUCCAUGCCCUGGGGUGGGCAAAGUGGGCUCCAAGAGCCCUAGAGCCUGGAUAUUAGGAUCUCACCCAACUCAGCCAAGAGUGGCAUGCCCUGAGAGAUAGCAAGUGUUGGGGAGAGGGAAACAGACCACUCUGUGCCCUACGGGCACUGACCUACCCUGCCAUUGGCUUCCUAAGGGAGCCCCAACCCUCACUCUACUCCCCUCCCUGGUGCUGCUAUUGAACCCCCAGUCCAAGCACCAUCUCUGCCCUGGCACCCCUCAGCCCAACAGCUGGGGACCCUUUCACCAGCCUUCAUUGCCCUUGUCCCAGCCCAGGCCACCCAGUAGCCACGUAGCAGAAGUCUGAAGCCAUGCCAGCCCUGUGGUGGCUCUCCUCUCUUGGCAUUGGGGACACUGAAUGGGGUAGAGUUGGGGGAAGAAAAUUCUGGGACCUCUCUAGUCACGGGCAGAGGGAGAUGAGGAGCUGGGCUGCUUCUCCCAGCAGUAUUAGUGUCCCUCUCAUGUCACAUCACUGUCUUACUCCUCAUACCACUGCUUGGUCCCCUUGCCCACAGGCAGGAGGCAAGGCCCUGACUGCCCAAUAGAGGCAUUUCCUGUCCCUCUGGAACCACGAGACUAAAAGGACUCAUCUUUGUUCCUCACUACAAUGGCCGGAGGAGGCCUGGGCCAGGAUGAAGCACCUGCACCCCCCCCCCUUAAGAUACCUGCACGCCUUUCCCCCAAGCAAAGCACAAAUUACAAGGUCCAUGCAGCAGGAGGCAGGGGUCAACAGUGGGGCCUAGGGAUGAGAAUCCUUAUGUUCCCACUGUUUGUGGGACCAUGGACACAGCCAACUGGCAGAGGGAGACCCAGCCCAGCAUAGAAGUGGGCAUUCUACUUUACCUUCAUGCCCCCAGCACAAGAUGAGCCUCUGCUUUGCUGGAAAGAAAAUAAACUUGGUGUUAACCGUGCCAAGGCCCCUCCAGUUGUCAUCUCACCUCUUGUUACCUUCCCUAUCCUGCCUCCCCCACUGCCCCGGACCCGUUUCCACUAUAGAUUUUGGUGUUGUUCUAAUGUGCAACAACCCCCUGAGUCCCCUUUUACCAGAAGGAUCUGAAAAGCAGCAGCACAGAAUCAGUGAACACAAGCCCAGUGCAUGUGAACACAUACACGCAUGCACGCGCACACACACCUCCCGCAGACCCAAGCACAGGCAUACGUGUGCACGCGUACAUUCAAGUGGUCACAUAGGCACAGAGGAAUAAGAAGCCCUUACAGGAAACUGAUUUCCUUGUGCUUGGGCCCAAGACAGAUGGACAGGGACCCAAAUCUUGGGUAUGUACCCCUCUGGCAGCCACCCCCAUGUAUCCCAGUCACUGGUGCAAUAACUUUUCUGCCAUCCUCAAGGUGGAAGAAUCAGGACUUGGGUCAGGUGGAUGGGACAGACAUUGCACUCCCUCUCCUGGGAAGAGGGGGGUGCUCCCAGGCCUCAGGAAUCCAAGUAAAGACUCCCGAAGCCUGACUGCCAACUGAAACCCUCUCCUGGUGAGGGCAGGUCACUCAAACUGCCCUGGGCCAGCGAUGGCCAGGAGCUGUGGACUCCAGCCUCCUCUCUGCUGCUCUUCUGACCCCUGCUGUGAGAAAUGAGCUUGUUGGCUGGGAAAAAAAAUGUUUUUUUUUCUUUUGUUUUGUUUUGUUUGUUUGUUUGUUUGUACAAAUGAAAACAAAAAUCCAGGAGAAGCUGCCACCCUCACCUCUGAGUGUGAUUAGCUUCCUUUGCUUUGGUUUCUUCGUCACUGUUUUUUGUCUUUGGUCUUGGGGACAGCCCAGCAGAUUCUCCUGGUUCUGACCCAGGGGGUGUUUGCCUCACCCCCUUUUACUUGUAUAAAACAAAUGAUGGGUUGAAAAUGUACUGACUGAGGAAAAAAAAUGUACUUUUUUAUAAAUAAAGUGUUAAAACAAG
Messenger RNA from Nannospalax galili (Upper Galilee mountains blind mole rat), 5827 nucleotides. RefSeq names its product nectin cell adhesion molecule 1 (gene Nectin1). Gene Ontology annotation, cellular component: adherens junction. Lineage: Eukaryota; Metazoa; Chordata; Mammalia; Rodentia; Spalacidae. Gene Ontology annotation, biological process: homophilic cell-cell adhesion; heterophilic cell-cell adhesion; protein localization to cell junction. Bases 838 to 2385 code for a protein of 515 amino acids. The transcript has 6 exons. The record is from RefSeq and is a predicted model, not a curated record.